AUGGCUCCUGUGGCGGCAGUAGCGACAAUGGCUGACGAUCUGGAACCUCAGUCGCUCAAGAAGCUAGUCCUCCGAUCGCUGAAGCGCACUUACGAGUUCUUCGAUUCGCAACAGAAGCUCGAUGGAUUUGUUCGCGACCCAACCAGCCGUGCAAUUCGACAAGCAGUGAAGAUCCGCGACGAGUACCUCGUCGUGCGCGAUCUCCCCCCGCCGCUGCCCGCGGGGCAAGUCAGCAAGGACUCCGCGCAGCCCGCGGGCGCGGGCGCGCCAGCGGCGGGGGGCGCAGGCGCGGGCGGAAGCCUGCCGUCGCUGGCGGCGGUGGUGGAGCAGGCGGCGGCACAGCCGCAAGUGGGGCUCUCAGGGCCUCCCGCGGCCCCCUCCGCGCCUGGUAAGCCGCUGCUCCCCUCCGCGCCUGGGCUCUCCUCUCUCAUGUUCCGCACCACUCCUAUUCUCCUCUCCUUGUCCCUCUCCCCGCGCAUGACAGGGAGUGCAGGCAGCAGUGCCGCAGGUGGCCUUGCACCUGGUGCCUCGAAUGCUCUUGUGCUCGCCUCCAGUUCCACAGGCCAGGGGGCCAUGGUGCCGCUCACGGCGCCUGGCGCUGCUGCUGCGGCUGCUCCCUCCAAUGCCGUCACCGUCGCAGACAGGUACAAGCCCAGUGCAGCCAUCAUUCGUCGUCUGCCCAGCAAGUGGCCCAAGCCCGAGUGGCACCCGCCCUGGAAGAACUAUCGGGUGAUCAGUGGGCACAUGGGGUGGGUGCGCUCGGUGGCCUUUGAGCCGGGCAACGAGUGGUUCUGCACUGGCUCUGCUGAUCGCACCAUCAAGGGCACAUGGGGUGGGUGGGUGCGCUCAGUGACAUUUGAGCUGGGCAACGAGUGGUUCUGCACUGGCUCUGCUGAUCGCACCAUCAUGAUUUGGGAGCUGGCAACAGGCAAGCUGAAGCUGACUCUCACAGGCCACAUUGAGCAGAUCCGAGGCCUGGCAGUGAGUCCCAAGUACCCCUACAUGUUCUCAGCGGGUGAUGACAAACUCGUCAAGUGCUGGGACCUCGAGUACAACAAGGUGAUUCGCUCGUACCACGGGCAUCUGAGUGGAGUAUACUGCCUUGCGCUGCACCCCAUGCUGGACGUGCUUCUCACGGGCGGCAGAGACUCCGUCUGUCGGGUCAGUCAGUGGGGUUGGGAUGCAGUGGGAUGCGUUGCUGUGCGGUUGAAUGUGGUGGAUGUGGUAGUGAUAAGGCUGGGUGGCGUGUACUGCCUUGCGCUGCACCCCAUGCUCGACAUGCUUCUCACCGGUGGCCGGGACUCUGUUUUUUGGAUCAGUCAUUGGGUUGGGAUGUGGUGGAAUGCGGUGAAAUCUGGGGGGGGGCUAUGGGAGGCUGGUAUGGAGUGUAGGUGUGGGACGUGCGCACCAACCAAGGCGCAGAUCUUUGCCGGCCAAUGCCAUGCCGCAUGCAUGCACGCAUUUACCCCUGUGUGGGACGUGCGCACCAAGGCGCAGAUCUUUGCUCUCGCCGGCCACGACAACACCGUCUGCUCCGUCAUCGCGCAGGCCACUGCCACCGUCAGUGCCCUGCCCUGCACUUCCCUGCCCUGCUGUGCUGUGCUGUGCUCUGCUGUUACGUGCCAUCCCAUGCGUGCAAUGCACUGUGGGGACGUGGGCAUGAAUGCACUGAGCACACAUGGGCGCCGGAUCCCCACAACCUUUCCCACCCCCUUUUCCCACCCACCCAACUUCCCCACCGCCCGUCCCCACCUGUCUUCCCCAACCCCCUCCCUCCCCGUGUGUGCCACCUGCACCCAUCAGGACCCGCAAGUGAUAACAGGAUCGCACGACACCACCGUCAAGUUGUGGGACCUUGCAGCGGGCAAGGCCAUGUCAACCCUAACCUAUCACAAGAAGUCUGUCAGAGCCCUCGCCAAGCACCCCUUUGAGUACGCCCUCCUUUCCCGCUUUGGCUUCCCAGUGCUCGUCGUGUCCUGCCCUGCAAUUUGCAAUUUCUCAACACGUGCAAUCCGCAAUGAGUUGAACGGAUGGACUCCUGCUGGGAAGACGUUUGUGUCGGCAUCAGCGGACAACAUAAAGAAGUACAAACUGCCCAAGGGCGAGUUCCUGCACAACAUGCUCUCACAGCAGCGCACCAUCAUCAACACCGCAGAUGUGAACGAGGACAACGUGCUCGCCUCAGGAGGUCCUCCCCUCUGCCCUUCCACCCUUCCGCUUUACUUGUCUCGUGAUAACGGGUCCAUCUGGUUCUGGGACUGGAAGAGUGGACACAACUUUCAGCAGACGCAGACCAUCGUGCAGCCCGGCUCGCUUGACAGCGAGGCGGGCAUCUAUGCGAUGGGCUUUGACGUGACGGGCAAGCGCCUGGUGACAUGUGAGGCGGAUAAAACCAUCAAGAUGUGGAAGGAGGACGAAAAUGCCACUCCAGAGACGCAUCCUAUCAAUUUCCGGCCGCCCAAAGACAUGCGACGCUUUUGA
Closterium sp. NIES-65 is the source of this 2481-nucleotide messenger RNA. NCBI's taxonomy places the organism in Eukaryota, Viridiplantae, Streptophyta, Zygnematophyceae, Desmidiales, Closteriaceae. The record is from the annotation of a GenBank genome assembly.